Molecule: messenger RNA, 720 nt
Organism: Lodderomyces theae
Lineage: Eukaryota; Fungi; Ascomycota; Pichiomycetes; Serinales; Debaryomycetaceae
Exons: 1
Coding region: 1-720 (239 amino acids)
Molecular function (GO): NADH dehydrogenase activity
Source: RefSeq, a predicted model, not a curated record
AUGUUGUCCCGUAUUAUAAGAAAUUCCUCAGUAUCGAGUGUCUUCAACACCUCCAAGAGAUACUCUUCUAUCAUUUCGGUCCACAGAGACACAAAAGAAGACAAUACCAAUCUACCAUUUGAAUUUACAUCCGAAAACAAGAAGAGAGCCGAUGAAAUCAUUGCCAAAUACCCACCACAAUACAAAAAGGGGGCCACAAUGCCUCUUUUGGACCUUGGACAACGUCAAUUGGGGUUCACUUCGAUAUCAGUCAUGAACUAUGUUGCAAAACUACUCGAUAUGCCACCAAUGAGAGUCUAUGAAGUAGCCACUUUCUACACCAUGUACAAUAGACACCCCAUGGGUAAAUACAAUGUUCAAGUAUGUACUACUACUCCGUGUCAGUUGUGUGGUAGUGACGGAAUAAUGGAUGCUAUAAAGGAUUAUCUUCAAGUCAAACCAGGCCAAACCACAGCUAAUGGGUUAUUCACUUUGCAAGAAGUUGAGUGCUUGGGUGCCUGUGUUAAUGCUCCGAUGAUUGCCAUCAAUGACGAUUACCAUGAAGAUUUAACACCAGGUGGCGUAGUUGAUCUUUUGAGGAAGUUGGAAAAUGGAGAGGAAUUGAGUCAAAUUGGGCCAGAGACUGGAAAAAGACAAUCUUGUGAACCUUUUAGUGGCCAAAAAGUAUUGUUGAGUAAAGAACCAAAUGAUAUUAGGAAGUUUACUAGAUCCGAUUUGUGA